AUGAAUUCAUCAAAGACCAGAGGAAAGAAAGCUGAGAAAGAUGUGAAGAAGCCAAAGAAGGUGCAGACCAAGCAAGGGCCGGAGUGUGAUAGUCCUCAGUUCCAGCAGCAGGACGAUACUGACUCAGCCAGUCCGCAGGACAUGUCAGCGGGACAUGUCAUUGAGGUUGAGGUCGACAAAUCGAGGACAUUUAUUCGUCUCAGAAACACGUCCAGUGAGGACCAAGAACUGGGAGGCUGGACGUUAAAAGUACAAGUCAACGACAAAGAACCCAUCUCAUACACAUUUGAGAAAUCAUUCAAACUCAGUCCUGGAAAACCUCUCACUAUGUGGGUUCAAAGUUUUGGUAGCCAUUUCUCUCCCACUGACCUGAAGUGGAAGGACCUGAAGUCCUGGAGUCCUGGAGACAAACUGCAGUUCUUCCUUUUCAACAACACUGGAGAGACACAACAUCUCUUAGUUCACAAUUAA
Messenger RNA from Micropterus dolomieu (smallmouth bass), 471 nucleotides. RefSeq names its product lamin-A-like. The transcript is spliced from 5 exons. Lineage: Eukaryota; Metazoa; Chordata; Actinopteri; Centrarchiformes; Centrarchidae. The record is from RefSeq and is a predicted model, not a curated record. Bases 1 to 471 code for a protein of 156 amino acids.